GACCAUGGUCCAGAAUAAUUUUUUCCCGAAUGACCCCCAUCUGCGAGGAUCUCUGCAUCUGCGAGGAGCGCUGUGCCGCUGGGUUUGGGUGGGUCGAGUGUGACAGAGAGGCCAAAAUGGAGGUGGAAACCGAGAGGGCGACGGCGGCAAUGCCGAUUUUCCUGUCGUUCCGGUGUUCAGGGGAAGGAGAAGGUGGUGGUGAUCACCACGGGUGAGCCUGCGCUGAAAUCUCGUGUGCGCGAUUCCACUACGCAUCCGCAAAAGGUUCAGAAGGAGAAGAAUGGACGCAAAAAUGGUUCUAAGAAGAUGAAGUUGGUGGAGGAAGAAGGGAAGCCGUCGAAGGAGCUGCCUGUGGAAACACUGAAUAUUGUGAAGAGGAAAAGGAAAUCAAGUAAUGUACAAAAUGCCGAGUCUCGUACUGCUUCGGAAUUACAUGGUGUGUUUUUCUUGGAAUAGUUUGAAUUGCUUACCACAUGUGUCACAGGAAUUACAUGGUGUUGUAUGGCCAACCCAUAUCAUGGAGAGGCCAGAUUCUGAAUUCAAGGAAAAGUUGAUGCGUCUUCUCCGCAAACCAUUUAGCCAGGGAGAAUGUGAUACGCUGCUUGACAAGGCUACGACUCGCCCUCCGGCAACAAUGAAAAGGCAAACACGCGGUGGCGUGAAGUACUACAACUCUGAACAUGAAAGGCAACCAUCAUAUUUUGAUGGUCACCCAGAUCUUGCGAAACAAGUACGUGUAGAAAGCACCAGCAAACCCAACCAGUUAGCUCUGUUGCGUGGAUUUUUCUUCUGGAUGGAGCAAAGUACUAACAGCUACGGUGCAUCAGUAAUAUUGCGCAUCACGACCAAUUCAGGCCAUGGAGAGAUGAUUUCAAACAGUACAAAGUUACUAUGGUAGAAAUAGAAUGAGAUCACAAACAGAAUUACAGAAGAGUUUGUGCUUUCCCGAUUGAGGUGGCAAAGCCCCAGUUUCUCCUUGUUUUACUAGUUUGGUCUCCAGUGUGCAUCUUACACUGGUUGCUAUUGUUAUUUUGUCUCCAAAAACGUAGAGCUGAUGCUACCAGAAACUAGUAGCAUAUCACUCCCCAAAAUCAAUUAUCUUCAGACAGGGGUAUACCAUAGUUUGCUCAGCCUUUUCUUUCAGACAGAAGGUUUAUGGACGACAAUGUAUUGUUUUUAUAUGUGCAACUGCGGUCAUAACGUUGGA
Messenger RNA from Triticum aestivum (bread wheat), 1207 nucleotides. RefSeq lists its product as uncharacterized. Lineage: Eukaryota; Viridiplantae; Streptophyta; Magnoliopsida; Poales; Poaceae. The transcript has 7 exons. The record is from RefSeq and is a predicted model, not a curated record. The coding region runs from base 395 to 898 and encodes 167 amino acids.